Molecule: messenger RNA, 905 nt
Organism: Scheffersomyces amazonensis
Lineage: Eukaryota; Fungi; Ascomycota; Pichiomycetes; Serinales; Debaryomycetaceae
Exons: 1
Coding region: 230-841 (203 amino acids)
Source: RefSeq, a predicted model, not a curated record
UUGACCAUAAUUGAACAAUUUGAACAAUUUUGCCGUCUAAUCUUAAACAGAUUAACUUUUAUUCUGUUCAAGAUACAAGUUUUCGCUGUGCAGAAUAUAUAAUCUUAUUAGUUAUUUCACUUUUUUUGGUUCUUUUCAUUCUUUCAUUCUUUUCUUUAUAAAGUUUUGCUAACCACUGGACUUGACAGUAUCGUAAAGAGCACAAGAUCGCUAAGUAUAAAAAGCCACCAUGGGGAAAAUCAAUAGACAAAGCCUAUUCGAUCAACUAGAUAGUAUAGCACUAGAUAUGACUGAUGAAGUCGAACAAGAUGAUAUUAUAGAGUCUACUUCUACCAUACUGUCAUAUCAUCAUCAUAGCAAUCACAGUAGUAAUCAUCAUAACAAUCAUCAUAACAAGCACAAUCACAAUAAUAACAAUAAUAAUAACCGAAAUGAGUCAGUGUCAAGAUCUAUGUCUACAAGCUCUACUUCAUCAUAUAAUACUGUCAAUUCAGUCAAUUCCACUACGUCAACCACUUCAACCAUAACAGCACACACAUCAUCAUCUAUUCGACCUGAACUACAAAAACAAUCAACCCAAGAUUCAAAAUUCCUAGUACGAAAAUUUUCCCUUAAACAACAUUCAAAAGCUCGUAAUGAGCAACAUAAGAAUCUACUUUUACAACAACAAAAUAUGGUUAAUAUACUAGAUUAUCUUAUUGAUAUACUUGAUAUGGAAAAUAAUCAAAUACUAGAGGCUUUAAGUGAAUCUGUUGAUAAAUUAUCCAAAUUAGUACCGUAUAAUACUUAUAGAAUAGAGAAUUUCAAUGUUAAAUUUAAUCAAGAGACCAAGCACAUAUGAUGCAUAAGAUUACGAUUACUUAAUAAAUUAUAUUAUAUUAUAUUAUAUUAUAUAUGUAUAUAGA